Blepharisma stoltei is the source of this 915-nucleotide messenger RNA. NCBI's taxonomy places the organism in Eukaryota, Ciliophora, Heterotrichea, Heterotrichida, Blepharismidae. The record is from the annotation of a GenBank genome assembly.
AUGGCACUUAUCAGGUUUCAUUAUUUCGACGGUUUUUGGAACGGAGAAGUUUCUCGUAUGAUUCUUAAACACUUAUUCGCCCUUCAUUGAGUGAACAAAACCAUUGGAAAUAUCUAUAUUUUUAGUUAAACCCCUUCCUGAGCAGACAAUAAUUUUUUAUAUAAAAUUUUUAUAUAUAUAGAAGUGAUAAUGAGUAUGAUGAAUCUCUAUCUAAAUCAAUUGAGUUUUUAAAAUUAAAUAAUUUCUUCUUUCCAAUUUUUAUAAACUUCGAAAAAAAAUUUAUUAUAAAAUUUCUAAUUAAAAAAAAAACUCCCUUCGUAAACGAACAAACAUUUUUAUUCGCUCUUAAGGGGGGAGUUAGGCCUUCCUUUUGAAGAUAUUCGCCAUUCUCAUGAAUCCUGGGGAAAAUUAAAAUCAAGUGGAGUUCCAGAAUUCGGACAGCUUCCGAUGCUGGAAAUUGACAGCCACACUCUAGUGCAAUCAAGAGCUAUUGAAAAAUAUUUACUUAGGAGAGCUGGACUUCUUACUAAUGAUCUUUAUAAAGCUUAUCAAUCAGAAUCAAUUGUAGGCUUUAUAGAUGAUCUCAAGUCAGAAUUAGCAAAAGUUGUUUUUGAUGAAAAUAAAGAAAAAGUUGUCAGGUGAAAUAAUGAAAAGCUACCUGGAAAAAUUCAAAAAUUGGAGCGCAGGCUAAAUCAAAAUAAUUCUCAUAUUGUUGGAGAUGAAAUAAGCCAUGCAGAUUUUGUAGUUUUUCAAUGGACUUAUGAUUAUUUUUUAAGAAAGAAUAAAGUUGCUACAAUGAGGCCAGUGCUUGAAGGAAGCUCUCCAAGACUUCUUAGAUAUUGUGAAAGUUUUAAGAGAAGUAGCCCAAAUUUAUCUGCUUAUCUUGAUUCAAGAGUAGAUGAUAAACCAUUCUAA